AAGUAAUAUUUUGUCUGCCACCAUCUGUAAAAGGUUUUACUCUGGAUCAUUUCUAAAAACAAAUUUUGGCAGCUCAAGCACACCACACAUACAGCACUUACACUCUUAAGGUACCCUUUAAAAUUACGGAUAGUCCCGUGGCACCCUUUAAAGUUACGGAUAGUCCCGAGGCACCCUUUAAAAUUGCAGAUAGUCCCGAGGCACCCUUUAAAAUUACGGACAGUCCCGAGGCACCCUUUAAAAUUAUGGACAGUCCCGAGGCACCCUUUAAAAUUGCGGACAGUCCCGAGGCACCCUUUAAAAUUGCGGACAGUCCCGAGGCACCCUUUAAAAUUACGGACAGUCCCGAGGCACCCUUUAAAAUUACGGACAGUCCCGAGGCACCCUUUAAAAUUACGGACAGUCCCGAGGCACCCUUUAAAAUUAUGGACAGUCCCGAGGCACCCUUUAAAAUUAUGGACAGUCCCGAGGCACCCUCUAAAAUUGCGGACAGUCCCGAGGCACCCUUUAAAAUUAUGGACAGUCCCGAGGCACCCUCUAAAAUUGCGGACAGUCCCGAGGCACCCUUUAAAAUUGCGGACAGU
Molecule: messenger RNA, 584 nt
Organism: Staurois parvus
Lineage: Eukaryota; Metazoa; Chordata; Amphibia; Anura; Ranidae
Source: the annotation of a GenBank genome assembly